Aspergillus costaricaensis CBS 115574 is the source of this 2589-nucleotide messenger RNA. RefSeq names its product putative carboxylesterase. The record is from RefSeq and is a predicted model, not a curated record. Bases 1 to 2589 code for a protein of 862 amino acids. The transcript has 7 exons. Lineage: Eukaryota; Fungi; Ascomycota; Eurotiomycetes; Eurotiales; Aspergillaceae.
AUGUCAAACAUAAUCCAGACCACUACACAUCUCGGUGAAAUUCGCGGGGAAACCACGAAUGGUGUCACCCAGUUCUUGGGUAUCAAGUAUGCCACCUUGAAGAAUAGACUUGCAGAUGCAGAAAUAGUCGAAAGGCGCGCUGGAGGCGUUCUUGACGCAACUAAAGAUGGCGCGAUUCAACACACCCUACCCAAGAAGGAGCUCACCCAGUCGGAUGUGGACUGUCUGAACCUGAAUAUUGCUGUCCCUGCAGGCACUUCUGCGCAUUCGAAACUUCCCGUUUUUGUCUUCAUCCAUGGCGGUGGUCUCAUGAUUGGGGCGAAUUCCUGGCCUCAGUUUGACUGCGAGCGUUUCGUCAAGUUGUCCAUUGAAAGUGAACUACCAAUUGUUGCGGUAUCAAUCAACUAUCGUCUAGGACCAUUUGGAUUCUUGACCUCCGAUGAACUGCGCAACGCUGGGUAUAAAGCCAACAAUGGGCUUCGGGAUCAGGGGGUGGCUUUAGAAUGGGUAAGCAGGCACAUUGCAGACUUUGGAGGGGAUCCCGAAAACAUCACUGUCGCUGGGAUGAGUGCUGGAGCAGCCUCCGUCACAUUCCAUCUCGACUCCGAAACACCGCUAUUCAAACGCGCUAUUUUGAUGAGUGGCUCUCGGUUCUUUGUCCAGGCUCUGCCAUACGACGCCCACGAGGGAAACUAUCAACACGCGAUGUCGGCACUUGGAUUGCAAAAUGCUACGUCGGACGAAAGGAUCAAGGCCCUUUUGGAAACACCGGGCCAAGAUCUGCUUGCUAAACUUCCUCCAUCUGUUUUAACUUCUCCUGCGGUUGAUGGAGAUAUGGUUCCGUCUGCCGUAACAUAUGCACAGGUAGCUGAUCAGACAAGCGAUAUCCCCAAGGGAAAACAGUGGUGUCGCGAUUUAUUAAUUGGUGAUGCCCAGUAUGAUAUCAACAUUCUCGCCAUCCUACUGCCUCAUUUGAAGAACGCAUGUGCAGGGCGAUUUGCGAAAGCCAUUCACUCCGUCUUUCCCUCCAAGCAAGAACUAGCGACACAGAUAUUGGCAGGAUACGGGUUGACUGCCGAAACUACGGACGAUGAGGCUUUCCCUGCGGUUCUCAACUACCUUAACGAUAUCUUCAUAUUGGCGCCAACGCUGACAUACACGCGUGGGUGGAAAGGGCAUACAAAUGUCUACUACUUCAACGAGGGAAAUCCUUGGGAUGGACCUUGGAAGAGCAAGGCUGGCCACAUAUUGGAUGUCGCUUACCUGUUCCAGAAUUUUAGAGAGUUCUUGACUCCUCCGCAGCAGAAGAUAGCAGCUGCGUUCGCAGUUGAUUUCUUCAAGUUUUGCCAUGGCAUUAGACCAUGGCCUGCCGUGAUAGACGGCGACAUCGAGAAAGGAUUUACGGCGCGAGUCUACGGGCCCUCCUCUGAGGGAGAGACAGUUGCACAAGUAGCUCAAGCCUUUGGUGACCACACCCGACGAAGGCCGGUUUUAUUCGAUCUAUCUGACGGAGCGUCCUUGGAUGAACUGGCAAGGGUCGCUGCCGUAUUUAUGAGAAGUUGCGACUCCCUUAUUGAACAGGAUGAACGCCUAGACUUCAUUUAUUAUUCCUUUCUCAACAAACCAACUCUACUACUUUUUCUUCCGCACACGGACCUAAACAUCCUAAUUAUUCCUAUUGUCUCAUUCUUAUACUCUCCUAUAAUGCAGCAGAGAAGAAUGCUCCUUCCAGGAGAACCUGUACCUUACGACCCUUCACGCCCAUGGUUUCCGCAAUAUGGUGCCGGCAAUGGAGAAGGGACUCCCUACUUCCGUGGCAACAUUAUAAUAUUGAAUUCCGUCAACUACUUCCAAGGCCAGCCAAUAACAUUGACAUGCCGAAUUGUGGACGUGCAUAAACCCUUUUGGAAGGCGUGUGCGGUGACCGUCCAAGUCGAGGGACCUCUGGGCACUUUAGGCGGAACACUACAGGUCAGAAUGUUCGACAGACGCUUUACACCAGGCAUGCGAUUGAGGUUUGGCUGUCCGAAUUGGUGCCAUGCCAUCGAAGCGGGAUAUCGGUAUUAUGGGUCAUGGCCAGCCAUGCCGAAUGCACAGCCAUCAAGUAAUCCUGCAGGCAGUCAAGAUCCACAAAAUACUCUCAGCUUGAAUCAAAGAGAAGAGCAUCUCCAAAGGGCCAUGAUGUAUUACUACGAGACGGAACUGCAAGCGUACAACAAUCUUCGUGACCUUCAAGUGGGACAUAUCCCCAAACUGCUUGGUACUGUUACGAUGGCAUGGCAAGUAACGAAUGAAAUGGGGUACACCUUCUUUGGAUCUUGCCCUGGAUUGAUUUUCGUUCCUCUCAUCGGAACCCCAUUCCUCGAUAUGCACUACAUCUUACAGCACACAUGGCAGUUCAUUUUCAGGGAUCUUUGCAACAUCAGACAGAUUCUGCAGAGUCGAGGCUGGCAUAGAAUUGAUACGACCCCGAGGAAUCUUCUCAUCGUUCCAUGCCAUCCCUGGGGCCUCUUCAAAGUGGUACUGCACAGCCUGCAAUUGAACGACGGGCCUGGUGAAACUGGGACAUCGAUCACAUUUACACCUUGA